AUGCGCCACUCAACGCUGCUAGGGCUGCCGACAUCUCUGCUCCUCCUCGUCACAUCACAGGCUCAGAGCCAGCAGGCUCGUCAACCCAUUGCGAUCCGAAAACUCCCCCUCGCCGCAUCAGAGAAGCUCUUGCCUGAACACUUUGCCUUCGCAGACAGCCCAGCCAUCGAUACAGACAAAGCACCGCCCUUCCUCAGCCCACGAGAAGCGGUCCUCGCCGAUCGACUGCAGCUUUCAGUGGACGAAGAGCAACUCAUCGCCCUCAACGCAAGCGACGCCUCGAGUAGACCAUACCGACCAGCUUUCAAGUCGCAUGAAGAGGAGGGAAGGCGCGAUGGGUGGGACUUGUUGCGGAGAGCAGCCGAGGUGCUCAACGUCCUCGAAGGGAGACAGACCUGCCCUGGGGGUAUGGAGGACUGCAGUAACGUCGGCGCCCCCAACAAGUGCUGCAUGAAUGGCGAGGUGUGCGUUGAGGUGGACAAUGCCGCCGUAGGAAACGUCGCUUGCUGUCCGGAAGGGGCUGAGUGCGGCGGACCCAUCGGCCUUCCCCGGAUGGCUCCCCGAGUAGUCAUUCCCCCUUACCGACCGACAUCUGCAGAGUCCCAAACCACGGAGUCAACAACGUCGGAGACGGCACCUGCCGAGACGCCCGAGGAUUACUGCCCGACUGGGUUCUACGCCUGCCUUGCCCGUGAGGGGGGAGGCUGCUGCCGCACCGGUCGUGACUGUGCAACAGUCGACUGCCCUACGACGCCCCUCACGACCAUCACAACGGACGGCGCAACCAUUGUCGUGCCGGUCACAGACGCGAGGGACGCGGCUGACGCGCAGGCCACCGAGACCUGCGCCAGCGGAUGGUUCCUGUGUGGUGACGAGGGAGGUCCUGUUGCUGGCUGUUGCCCGAGCGGGUUCGAGUGCGGGACGGCGAGUUGCACUUCUGCGUCUGCCUCUCAGACAGGCGAGGUUCAGAAGGUGUUUCCGGAGGCCGAGGGUGGAGCAGGGGAUCACGGGCUGCGCUUGAUGAGCGUUGUUGCCCUGGUCAGCAUGGUGGCUCUGGCAGUGCUUGCUUGA
Verticillium alfalfae VaMs.102 is the source of this 1071-nucleotide messenger RNA. RefSeq lists its product as hypothetical. Bases 1 to 1071 code for a protein of 356 amino acids. NCBI's taxonomy places the organism in Eukaryota, Fungi, Ascomycota, Sordariomycetes, Glomerellales, Plectosphaerellaceae. The record is from RefSeq and is a predicted model, not a curated record. The transcript has 2 exons.